UGCGUUCUUAUAAGGGCGUAGUGGACAAUAACAAUAAGUCGGGGAGAGGACGGAAAGAUUUCGUUUAUAUGAAGGAAAUGGACGAAAUCUUCCAAAACAAGACCAACAUUUACCCGGAGAUUUUGCUUGAUGGUGCAAACGUUGUGGCGGAGGCAGCGACCGACCAACCAAGCGACCAGGCUGUUCCAGGUCCAUCGGGAUACUCAACGAAGUGUCUUCUUUCCUGUACUAAAUUAUUUUCAUCGCUGGGACUCUGCAAGUACAUCCACCCCUCCUCACAAGAAGCUUAAACUGAAGAGUCGCACAGUAAGAGAUUUCCAAGAAGAGAGGAGCAAUUAUUUACAGGAGAGGCUAGAGAUGGAGCGGGAAAGACAGAAAAAGAGAGACCAGAGGGAGAAAGAGAGGCUCCAGUUGAAACGGGAAAGCAUGGAGCUGAAACGUGAAUGGAUGGAAGUGAAUCGUUCUUUGCUGAAUGCAACGUUGGAGCAUAAUAUGCUCCUCAGGAAGUAUUUUGAGGCUCGGAUAAGUUCUCUUCCAAAAUUUCAUUUUUAA
Schistocerca nitens (vagrant locust) is the source of this 552-nucleotide messenger RNA. RefSeq lists its product as uncharacterized. The record is from RefSeq and is a predicted model, not a curated record. NCBI's taxonomy places the organism in Eukaryota, Metazoa, Arthropoda, Insecta, Orthoptera, Acrididae. The transcript is spliced from 4 exons. The coding region runs from base 130 to 552 and encodes 140 amino acids.